This is a messenger RNA of Oncorhynchus masou masou (cherry salmon), 1356 nucleotides long. Its product is annotated as sodium/potassium/calcium exchanger 1-like. Lineage: Eukaryota; Metazoa; Chordata; Actinopteri; Salmoniformes; Salmonidae. Gene Ontology annotation, biological process: intracellular calcium ion homeostasis; calcium ion transmembrane transport. Gene Ontology annotation, molecular function: calcium channel activity; calcium, potassium:sodium antiporter activity. The transcript has 11 exons. Gene Ontology annotation, cellular component: plasma membrane. The record is from RefSeq and is a predicted model, not a curated record. The coding region runs from base 1 to 1356 and encodes 451 amino acids.
AUGGUAGGCUUCGAGGGGACUCCUACGCCUCUUGCUGUGUCCUCUAGCCUCUUGCUGUGUCCUCUAGCCUCUUGCUACCUGAUCAUGUUGAUAAUCUUCUUCCUGGACAACACCAUCAUGUGGUAUGAGAGUAUAAUGCUGGUGGCUGGCUACAGCUCCUAUGUCUGCUUCAUGAAGUACAACGUUCAGCUGGAGGCAGCAUUCAAGAACCAGCUCAGGAAACAUCAGCACAUCAUUAAUAUCAUCACUGUGGCUGUUGAGGAUGAACCUGAUAAGGAUGAGACAGCAGGUCAGAAUAGUAGCCCUCCUGCCCCAGAAGACAAGAAACUAUUAAAGUUGAAGCCUGUCCUCCAGAGAGGAGGAAGUUCAGCCUCUCUUCACAACUCCACCAUGAGGAACACCAUGUACAAGCUGAUGAUUCACACUAGACCCCCUGGGAAACAUGUGGAGCAGAUGAGGAUCUACAAAGAACCAGCUGUCCCUGCACCCUCAGCCGCCCCAGUUCCAGCCCCUGCUCCAGCCCCAGCCAAGGAGGAGGAGACGAAGAAGGAGCAGCCAGAGGGUCAGAUGGAGGACAAAUCGGCAGCAGUUGGUUCGUCUUGUAGUGAGGAUGAUGAUGAUGAUGAUGAUGAUGAUGAUGACAGUGAUGAAGAUAGUUCUGAUGAGGAAAGUUCUGAUGAGGAAAGUUCUGAUGAAGAUGACGAUGAGGAAGAUGAGGAAGAUGAUGACCUUGAUGACAAGCCUCUGUCUUUGGUGUGGCCGGACACCAGAUGUAAACAGGCCACCUAUCUGUUCCUCCUGCCUAUAGUCUUCCCUCUGUGGCUCACCGUGCCCGACGUCCGUAACCCGAUAUAUAAGAGGUUCUUUGUGAUCACCUUCCUGGGGUCUAUCCUAUGGAUCGCCGUCUUCUCCUACCUCAUGGUGUGGUGGGCACAUCAGGUGGGAGAGACCAUAGGCAUCUCAGAGGAGAUCAUGGGCCUAACCAUCCUGGCUGCAGGAACGUCCAUCCCUGACCUCAUCACUAGUGUUAUUGUGGCCCGUAAAGGACUGGGGGAUAUGGCUGUGUCCAGUUCUGUGGGCUCCAACAUCUUUGACAUUACCAUGGGCCUGCCAGUCCCGUGGUUAUUGUGGUCGUCGUUCCAUGGUUUUGCUCCGGUGCCCGUCAGCUCCAACGGUCUGUUCUGUGCCAUUGUGUUGCUCUUCCUCAUGCUCCUCUUCGUCAUCAUCAGUAUUGCUGUGUGUAAGUGGAGGAUGAACAAGAUGCUGGGAUCUACCAUGUUCCUUCUCUAUUUUGUCUUCCUGGUGCUGAGUGUUCUGCUAGAGGACAGAGUUAUCAUCUGUCCUGUGUCCAUCUGA